This is a messenger RNA of Salarias fasciatus (jewelled blenny), 1837 nucleotides long. RefSeq names its product YY1 transcription factor a (gene yy1a). Gene Ontology annotation, biological process: regulation of transcription by RNA polymerase II. Bases 97 to 1149 code for a protein of 350 amino acids. The record is from RefSeq and is a predicted model, not a curated record. Lineage: Eukaryota; Metazoa; Chordata; Actinopteri; Blenniiformes; Blenniidae. Gene Ontology annotation, cellular component: chromatin; transcription regulator complex; PcG protein complex. The transcript is spliced from 5 exons. Gene Ontology annotation, molecular function: DNA-binding transcription factor activity, RNA polymerase II-specific; RNA polymerase II cis-regulatory region sequence-specific DNA binding.
UGUGUGUUGACGGGGAGGAAGAAGGCAGAGCAGCAGGAAGGGACGCUGCACCGCAGGACAAACAGCACAAAAGUAGGAGGAAAUACCAAACAAACCAUGGCGUCGGGGGACACCCUGUAUAUAGAGACGGACGGGACAGAAAUGCCGGCCGAAAUAGUGGAAUUGCACGAAAUUGAAGUAGAGACAAUCGAGACGACAAUUGUGGGAGACGACGGAGAGCACCAGCCGAUGAUCGCCUUACAGCCGCUGGACUCGGACGAUCCGCACUCCCUGCACCCGCACCAGGAGGUGAUCCUGGUGCAGACCCGGGAGGAGGUGGUGGGCGAGGACGACUCCGAGCUGCACACGGAUGACGGCUUCGAGGACCAGAUCCUCAUCCCCGUGCCCGCCGUGGAGGAGGACUACAUCGAACAGACUCUGGUUACCGUGGCCGGGAAAAGCUCGGCGGCGGGCCGAAUGAAGAAGGCUGGCAGCGGGAAGAAAGCGGGCAAAAAGAGCUACCUGAGCGGGGGGGAGAUGGGCCGCAAGUGGGAGCAGAAGCAGGUGCAGAUCAAGACUCUGGAGGGGGAAUUUUCUGUCACUAUGUGGGCAUCGGAUGACAAGAAGGACAUCGACCACGAGGAGCAGAUCACAGGUGAAAACUCUCCUCCGGACUAUUCGGAGUACAUGACGGGGAAGAAGCUUCCCCCCGGCGGCAUCCCGGGCAUCGACCUCUCCGACCCCAAACAGCUGGCAGAGUUUGCACGCAUGAAGCCAAGAAAAGUAAAAGAAGAUGACGCUCCGAGGACGAUAGCCUGUCCGCACAAGGGAUGCACCAAGAUGUUCAGGGACAACUCCGCCAUGAGGAAACACUUGCACACCCACGGUCCUCGCGUUCACGUGUGCGCCGAGUGCGGCAAAGCUUUCGUGGAGAGUUCAAAACUCAAGCGGCAUCAGCUGGUACACACGGGCGAGAAGCCCUUCCAGUGCACGUUCGAGGGCUGCGGCAAGCGCUUUUCUCUGGACUUUAACUUGCGCACGCACGUCCGCAUCCACACCGGGGACCGCCCGUACGUCUGCCCCUUCGACGGCUGCAACAAGAAGUUCGCCCAGUCCACCAACCUGAAGUCCCACAUCCUCACACACGCCAAGGCCAAGAACAACCAGUGAGCAAGGCGUGGCGCACGGCGAGCGCGCCCUGGAGGACCCGACCUGCAUCUCUGCUCCCUGACAGACAGACUUUUGUCCCGUGGCCUGCUUCGUUGUGAGAUAAGACGUCCCCGUCGCAUUGCCUCUAGGUGAAAGAUCGAAACAGAGAAAUUACCUCUUGGAACUUUUUUUUGAUAAAACACGGAGGUUCGAACGAGGAACUGAUGAAGCUCCGCCCCCCUCAGGCUCCCGACCCCCACCUCGGCUACGGUUUCUUCUUGUGAAGACGUUCGUUCAUGGAUCUGCACCUACAGGAACAACUACAAACACCUUUCUACCUUAGCAGCACAGCCACACUUAACAUUUUUUUGCAAUAUCUUUCAAAUUUGCAUUGAUUAAGUGACAACUUUUCAAUUUUGUACUCUUCUCCCCCCCAAAGUGUGCAUAUUGUACACGGUUUGACGAGCUCUGUCAUGUUGUACGUAGUCCGAUCGUCCCUGUAGCUCUUCACUGAAGACCUUUCCGUUUGUGCUCCCUUUUCUCCUGCCAUGACUGUGUUUUGAGGGGACUGACUGGUCUUUGCAUAUUAUUUUCUACAAUGCAAUAUCAGAAUCGUGUAGAUAAUAGCCAUGUGAUUUUCAAUAGUAAACACUGAUUGAAAAAAAAAAAAAAGAAGUUUUGAUUAAAGUUUUUCCUCCCUUGCACUUAC